AUGAUACCUAUGAGAAAAAUCCCUACACUUCCUCGAGAUCUAAUUGUUGAAAUAUUUCUAUGGCUUCCCGUUAUUUCAUUGAUGCGUUUUAGGUGCGUUUCCAAAUUUUUUGAUGCUCUUGUGUUGGAUUCAGAUUUCACUCAUGUCCAUCACCAACAAUCUAUGACUCGCGAUGGUGGAACAAGAUUCCUUAUGGGAAAAGCUGAAGAUCUAUAUGCUGUAGAUCUAAACAAAUAUGGAAAUAUAUCUAGAUGGAAUUUUGAUCGUCCCGGUCAAUAUUUUAAUGGACCGUGUGUAAAUGGUUCAUACUGUAUCUGGAAGUACGAUAAAGAGCCCGUUAGAAUUUUCAAUCCCAGUAUCAGAAAAAUGGUAGUACUUCCCUAUCAGAGAAAAAACUCUCACUCGAUAAAGUCUUUAUAUUACUAUUCACUAGGUUAUGAACCUGUAGAAAAGAGUUACAAAGUUUUGAUGCAAGUUCAUAAUUCAGGUGGGCAUGCACAAAGUUUUUUUUUCACCUUAAGCAUAGAUAAAUCAUGGAGAAAAAUUAAAGAUAUCAUUAAUCUCUUUCCAUGUUAUAGUAUGAAAAAUUGUUUUAUUAAAGGAUUCAUCUAUAUAAUGGAUUACUCAAAGAAUUCGAUAGUUGCAUUUGAUUUGAGGGCUGAAAAUUUCAGAGUUAUUGGAUUGGGUGAUGAUAUAUCUAAAAAUAUAUUUGAUUAUGAUUUGAUAGAAGUGAAGGGAAAAAUAGCAUUGCUGGGCUGUUGGGGAAGUUUCAUUGGUCGAAAUAAUUUAUGGAUUUUAGAAAAUUCUGAAAAAGAAAAAUGGAAGAGUCAUGGAAUUCAGAUUCCUUCACAUUGGAAAGAUUUGGAAGAUAUAUUGAAACCAAAAUAUGGUCCUCCUCAAGGAUUUUGCGAUUCUCGUGAUGGCAAGAUUAUAUUUAUUUCAGCGAAAGAUCAUAUUUUAUUUUGUUACUUUUAUGAUGUUGGAAAACUUAGUUGGAGAUGCUUAGAAAUUCAUGGAGCUCCAAUAGAGGAUGAAAUAAAUGGCAUUAAUAUUUACGUAGAGAGCCUCUAUUUAUGCCAAUAAAAUAAAUAAAAGUAUUUCAAUGCUUAUUACUAGGU
Messenger RNA from Solanum pennellii, 1118 nucleotides. Its product is annotated as putative F-box protein At1g47790. The transcript has a single exon. The record is from RefSeq and is a predicted model, not a curated record. NCBI's taxonomy places the organism in Eukaryota, Viridiplantae, Streptophyta, Magnoliopsida, Solanales, Solanaceae. Bases 1 to 1083 code for a protein of 360 amino acids. Gene Ontology annotation, molecular function: protein binding.